AUGAACGGCGAGGUUUCGGUGGAACGAAAGUUCAGCCCUUCGCAGCCCGGCUACGGCAGUGAGGGGUGCCGUCAGUCAAUGGGAACAACAACAAACAACGGCGCCCGCCGCUUCUCGGCGACGGAGCUUGGCCGUACGGUAGGCAUGCCGUACUCCUUCGACACCAUGCGGUACCUGAAGGACGUGAUGCGGAGGCGGGAGGAUAUCCACACGAUGCGGGUGAUGCCCAAGACGCACCUUCUAGCCCAGUUGGUGCUGCUUGAGCAGUCGGGACGGGAGAUGCUUAUCCACCAAGAGCGAUUUUGCCGUCAGCAGAUUGCGCACAAGCGUGAUGAUGAGCGGUCAAAGCGGGAGGAGCAGCGUCUACAGCAGAAAAACCGUGAUCGUUUGGAGGAGAUGAAGAGAAAGCAGGUGGAGGAGCUAGCCGCAUUAAAGGAAGGGGUGACCUCCUUCCAGAGGCAGAUUGACGCCGAGGUGAAGGAGAAGCUGCGCAUUGUGUGUAUGCUGCAGCCCCGCAUGAAUGUUGCGGCCGCUGUCCUUGCUGAAGUGAAGAACGAGGCAUCCCCUUUUCUGCUGCUGCCGGAGCUCAUGGAGGAGGAAAAGCGCGUGGCGAAGGCACUUAAGGCGGACAGUCGCUAUAGCAAGAGCUCCGCCGACAGUGGGGCCGUGCCUCACUGGAUGCGCACCUGCGUCGCCGGCUCAUUCAACGUGGCAGCCAUUUUACAGGACGCCCCGUAUCGUGCGACGGUGGAUGAUGCCGUCAAGGUCACAAAUGCCUUUUUGCGCAAGGUGGUUGUGGUGCGGGACGUCAAUGACAGGAGCGUCGUGGGGUGGGUGCAUGUGCGUGCGGGGUCCGAUCCCGCGACGUUGGCCACGGAGUUGGUGCGGCUUCCUGCCCCGGAGGAGUUGCCGGACCAAGGGAACAUUGGCGUCGUGUGGCCCAAAGAAGACUUUCUCGAGUUGAGCCGCAGGGCGAAGGCAAACAACAACGUGGAAACGCAGCAACUACUGCAGUCAGUCCUUGGCAUUUCGAGCGCCUCACUCCAUUGUGUCGGUCUCACGACGCAUGAAUUUUCGAAAAAAGAGGUGGACACCAUUGGAUCACUGGCGUCCGUCUGA
Messenger RNA from Trypanosoma cruzi, 1119 nucleotides. RefSeq lists its product as uncharacterized. NCBI's taxonomy places the organism in Eukaryota, Euglenozoa, Kinetoplastea, Trypanosomatida, Trypanosomatidae. The transcript has a single exon. The record is from RefSeq and is a predicted model, not a curated record. Bases 1 to 1119 code for a protein of 372 amino acids.